Messenger RNA from Cydia pomonella (codling moth), 924 nucleotides. RefSeq lists its product as uncharacterized. The record is from RefSeq and is a predicted model, not a curated record. The transcript is spliced from 2 exons. Lineage: Eukaryota; Metazoa; Arthropoda; Insecta; Lepidoptera; Tortricidae. The coding region runs from base 16 to 792 and encodes 258 amino acids.
UCAAACAAGCUUUCCAUGAUUGGAAACGAAAAUUCCAACUACCUAUAUUUUGAGGCGAGUGGUGCGGCCGAAAAGUUGACUGAAAAACAGCAAAGUGCACUCCUACUUCACAGCAUAGGUGAUGAAGGCCUCGUGGUCUACAAUACACUUGAGAACAAAGAAAAACUAACAUACCAAGAAAUACUCAAGAAAUUAGAAGAACACUGUAGUCCACCAAGCAAUGAAACAUACAAUCGACAUAUUUUUUUCAAUCGGAAGCAAAAAGCUGGGGAAAAUAUAGAAGACUUUGUGACAGCACUCAAAAAACUUAGCUUAGACUGCAAUUUCGAGAAACUCAAGGAUGGACUCAUUAGGGACCAGAUAAUAAUAGGAUUAAUUGAUAACGAACUAAAGGAAGACUUACUUAGUGUAACGGAUUUGACUUUGGAGAGAUGUAUAAAUAUGAGCAGAGCGGCUGAAGCUACAAGAGCUCAAAUGGAUACCAUCAAGAACAAAAAUGAGGUAGCAAGAAUAGAAGUGGGAGCGGGACAAAGAAGGAACAUAAAAAAGGAGCACUCUAGUGAUAAAAGGCAGCCCUCCAGGAGCAGAACCAGAGAGCAGUCAUACGGCAGACAGCAGGGUCAAGCGCACACAAGACAACCAGAACCGUCAUAUCAUAAGAAACCUUGUGGCAAGUGUGGCAGACAACAUGGCUAUGCAAAAUGCCCAGCAUUUAAUAAGAAGUGUGUGAGGUGUGGCAAAUACAACCAUUUUGCGGCUAUGUGCCUAAACAAAAGCUGUGCAUCCGUCUAGGUGAACUUCCAUAUGAAUAUAAAAUAAAAUUACAAGACAAUAAUGUACCAAUUGCUGAGCGACCCCGGAAAAUACCAUUUCAAUUAGAGGAAAAAGUUAAAACCGAGCUGGACAAACUGGAGCGUGCAGGUG